CGCGUAUCCUCUCGUCCAUUUGGUACCGUGAUGAUUAGUGAACCUGUGAAGCGUAUUCUUUGUACCAUCGAGGACCGUUCGCGGCUCUUGAUGACGGUUUUUCUACUAUCGAUGUUCGCAGCGAGUGCUUGGACCGACAACUCCACCAGUUUCGAAGGACCGAGCUUCAUGGGGCCAAUAACAAACGUCACGGUCCCAAUUGGCAGAGAUGCUGUGCUCGCUUGCGUCGUCGCGAACCUUUCUUCGUAUAAGGUAGCAUGGCUGCGAGUGGACACGCAAACUAUCUUGACAAUAGCAAACCAUGUGAUUACAAAGAAUCACAGGAUCGGAGUUACGCGUACAGAUCACAAAACGUGGUGCCUACACAUACGUGAAGUGCGCAAAUCUGAUCGUGGUGCUUACAUGUGCCAAAUAAAUACCGACCCGAUGAAGAGUCAAACUGGAUACCUGGAAGUUGUAGUUCCACCAGAUAUUUUAGAUUAUCCGACAAGCACGGAUAUGAUCAUUAAAGAAGGUGAUAAUGUUACUCUGCGCUGCGCUGCUGUGGGAUCGCCAACGCCAAAUAUCACCUGGAGGCGCGAAGAUGGAGAAACCAUCUAUCUGGAAAAUGGAAAAGAAGUGCGAAAUAUAGACGGAUCAGUCUUCAAUAUCACGAAGGUAAAUCGACUCCACAUGGGUGCAUAUUUGUGCAUCGCAUCCAAUGGCGUACCCCCUACCGUCAGUAAAAGAAUUAUGCUCAUAGUACACUUUUCUCCAAUGAUAUAUAUACAGAACCAAUUAGUAGAAGCACAGGAGGGACAGAAUAUGACUCUGGAGUGUAAUUCGGAAGCGUUUCCGGCAUCAAUUAAUUAUUGGACGAAGGAAAACAACGGAAUAGAAACCACUGGAGAAAAGUAUCUCCAGUCACAGACGGAAAGUACGUACAAGGUACACAUGAAACUUACAAUACUCUCGGUGGGAAUGUCGGAUUACGGAACCUACAAAUGCAUAUCAAAGAACGCUCUCGGAAAAACGGAUGGUACCAUCAAACUUCAUUAUAUUCCAACGCCAACUACGGAAUCGAGAACAUCAACAACGACGCUAGCUCCUACAAUCGAAGAAGUUGAAAAUAUUCAAAAUUCGCGACAGAGACCGUUACCUAGCGCAGAACCCAGUCCCAAUCAAAUAACGGAUUCGUCGUUGUCCAGUGUCAUUAGACUCGAUGAUAUACGACUUCAUGGCAGAGCUAGCAGCGACGGCUACAAUGGCGCUGAAAACGAUGUAACGUCAAAGGGACGAAAAAGUAUCGACAGCGAGAUACGACCACGAAGAAUCGACAACACGGCGCAAUCCAUGUCAUCCAGGGGUACUAGCUCGAAUUUUCUGGCACAAUCUAGAGCGGCCAUCUGCAUAAUCCUACUAUCUACCCUGUCGUAGUCGCGUCAGUGUCUACCAACGAAAAGAAUGGUUAUUCGAGGAAAAUCCUUCGGGGAUCAAGAUUCGUCCUGUUCAUCGUCAUUUAUCUCAUCCACGAAAGGGAUCAAUUAAUGGGUGUGAAUCGACAACGUAAUCAUCAUAACUGUUGCGACUAUAAUAUCCGAAGCUAAAAUCUUUUUUUAAUACGAGGUUUACUUUUCUCGUUGACGAUAUUUUUACACCUUGAAUUCAUUGGAAGAAUUUGUAGAUAAUAUUUCAAAUCGAACUAGUUUUGGAAGACACGGGUAUGUUUGAAUUCUUAAUCUUAAUUAAUUUCUCAUUUAUUACCUAUAUUUAUCGAACAACAAUGAGCCACGCGCCGAUCUGCUAAAUUGUUUGUUCCUAUAUCAUUCGGCAACUUCGCUAAUGUAAUCAAAUAUUUUAAAUUUUUCAAGCGUGAACAUGGUAAUGAUAAAAAUUGGUCUUGCGAAUUGGUUUUGUAGAAAAACCUUUUUUAUCAUCCUGAUGAAGGUUAAAGUUCUCGUUGUUGUCCGAUCCAAUGGACGACUAAUGUUGCUAACGUGAAUUUAUGAACUUAAUUAUUAACGUCAUAAAAGAAAACAAUUCUUAAAUUAUUUCAUGGAAAAUGAUUUACUCAUCGUUGUCAGAUGUACAUAUUACUAGUUGUAAAUUAAUCACGAACUCCAUCUAAAUAUUAUUAAUUAUUACAAAGACGAUUGUCCUAAGAGUUUGUCAAAAAUUAUUUAACACAUUAAUGCGUAUAGUCUCAUGAUCUACUUUGUAUUUUUCAACAGUCAACGCUCCACAAUUUAUUUUUAGAAAUGAUUGCACUUCGGAAUUUCAUUUAUAAAUGAUUGGAUAACAUAAAUCGAUUGAGACAAAUUAUUGAAAAUACCAGGAGAGUACAUCUUUUUGAGUUGUUUGAGGAUUUGCUGGUAUCAUACAUCAUGUAGUACUUACGUUUAUCGAGCCACUUUUUAAAACGAGAUAGCAUUCCCAUUAUAUUUUUAAAUGGAACACGUAUUACGGUAUGUUUGAAAGUUUUUUUAGAAAUAUUCAUUUCUUAUCAAAUAUAUCAACCUCAUCGAUGGUUCAUUAAUCAACCGAAUAAGGCAAGAAAUCAUUAUUGCUCUUUAGUAACUACAAAAUUAAGAAAAAUAACACAUCAAAGCAACCACGAUAGAUGUUAGAAAUCAUUGUGUCAAAUAUUUAAAACGUUAACUUUAAAAUAUGAAACAGACGAAUUUUAACCCCACCCCUAUAAUCAUUUUUAUAGCACUUUAUGCGAGUCACCUUGUAAAAAUGAUAAGGAGUGUGUUGUAGAAUGAUAUAUUACGCGUAUUAGGCGAUUUUGACAUAUUACGUAAUACUUAUUCGGGGUUUAACGCGUUAAGAAAACGAAUAUUUCACAAAACAUCGCUGGACAUAUUUUUCGAUCAUACCAUACGUUUUCUACUUAUGUAUAGUUUGCGAUGAAAAUUCAUAAGUAUGACUUUUCGAUGGAUAAACAACCAUUAUUAAACAAAGAUACGUAUUUUUGUAUUUCAUCGUGUCAGAUAUUUUAUCAUUUUAAAUCGUAUAUCUCUAAAUCGUAAUAACAAUGUAUUUCCAAGGAAUAGAAUGGAAUAAAAGUCUGUUCUACGAGUAUUAUUAAUGGAAAUUUUGUUCCAAUAUAGGUAGUACAAACAAAAUUUGUGUUGUAUUAAGCUAUGCAUAGACGGUAUUACAUUUCUCAGCGUUUGUAAAGUCCUCUAUUAUAAUACAUAAAUAUAUACAAAUUUAAGGAUAUUAUAAAUUAAUCGCAUAGAAAUGGCAAAUUUUAUAUAUUAGUGUAGGUAUCUUCUUUGAGUAGUGAAAUAUUCAAACUAAAUAGUUCAUCCGAGAAUUUUAUUUUAUUUUAAAGCUGUUCAAUUACUGAUAUUGAAAUCAAUCUAUACAGUUAUCCAACCCGUUCAAGUUAUCUAUAUUCGUACGUUAUAUAUUUUUAAGUAGUGAAAUAUUCAAAUGAAAAUUUCAUUCCGUUUAGGAAAAUUAUUCGUUUAUGUUAAACGUUUGUGUUUAAAUGAUAAAAGUCUUUAUUAUUAAAUUAUUGAAAGUAUAUUACUAAAUAAAUGUAUUAAUAGAUAUAUUAAUCACUUUUAAAAUUUCUUAUUGAUCGUGGCAUUUUUUUAAUUCAAAAGAAUUUAAUACGAUUUUAAAUAAAAUCUCGAUAUACGACUUUAUUAUACAUAGUAGUACCAACGAAGGUUUUCGAAAAAUAAAUUAUCGUAGAAAAAAUAUGGUCAUUGUUUUAAAUAAAAACAACUUUAAGUAUUUUUUAACUAAUUAUCUGAUGUUGCAGUAUUAUCCAGUACUGCAGCUUAACGGCUGUUCCCUUUAUCUGUUUUGCCCGAUAUUAUCGAUUUCUCUUUUCUUUCUUUCUUUGUUCGUCAGGUGAAAAGCUCUGAAAUCAUACGCAUCGUUAGUCAAAUGAGAUCCUUUCAUUUCCGUCGGUUCUACAAGCGGAAAUGAUAGAACUCUUUACCGGUGCACUUUCGUUCGAUAGUUUCACGGAACGUUUCUUACCUGUGAUUAUCAAAGUUGAAGAUCGCCUCUCAUUUUAUGUUCUACCUUUUCGCGUUUCCACUUCUCCAGUGACGUCGUUUAUCUAAGAGACACAAUAAAAUGCAAACGCCUUGGUCUGUAAAAGAAAGACGUUCUCAACUGACAAUUACUUUAAUCCUUUCAUGUUAAUUAGCGAAUAUUAAUUUGCGUUGCUGGUAAACACGUAUCUAUGCUAACUCGUACAAUCAACAGAUUUGCCGUUCACACGAACAAUUUGACGAGUUAAUGCAUAUUCGGCCUAAUCGAUGUAUAAUUUAAUUAGCGUAUCAUCAUGUGCGAGUGCUACAUGUAUGCGUACUACGCAAUAUUACUUAGGCUAAUAAGGGAGAAUAGCGUGCACCGAUAAUGCAUUGUAUCCAUAUUGCUAGCCGUAGAAGAAACGCAAUACAGCGUAUUCGUUGAAACGAUUCUGCAUAAAUAAAGUGUGUAUGAAAACGGAUGAGAACAUGUAUGUGUAUAUUAUAAAACAAGUUUUAGCGUUGGGUGAUUGAAUAUUUGAAAGGUGAUGAGCGAUGAAAUUUGUGACCGAGAAAUACAGAUACAAGCAACAAUGUAUAAAAUCGAAGAAACAACGUUAUGUGUAAAUUUUCUUCCUAAAAGUAAUGAUUUGCAUAUAUCUGUAAAUAUGAUAAGAAUAUAACAUUACAGGAGUAUGAAAAUGUCUAUGUACUACUUAAAUUAGUAAAAAUUAAUUUGUAUAUAUUAUUCUGAUAUGAGUUUGUGUAUAAAAUACGUAACGUUUGUACAUGUGCUUGUUACACUAAACAUUAUUUGUUCACCCGAAUACACGUGGCUGUAAAACGAACACUUACGUUAAGAACUUUUUUAUAUUAAGGCCCAAAACAUCAAAACAUUUCAUUAAUUUCCAAUUUCAAAUUUAUGCGAACAACAUUUGUAGUUUUAGUUUUGUUAUUCUAAUCGUUAAAUUGACUUCGUAUUUUACUUUCCGAUUGUGUUGUAUACAAAUGGUUUAGUCAAUUAUCAAACAAAUCAUUCUAUGCAUUGGAUCUCAUGAUUAUCAUCACGUGCAUUGUAAAUAUUAAUCAUAGGCAAAUAUUGCGUUCACGCUCAUUUGUUAUUAAAGUCCGGCAAAUGAAUUGACUUGCGAAGCAUCUCGCCCGAGGCGGGAAUAUUUAAUUCGAAUAGUAGAUAUCGGAUAAAACCAACGUAUAGAGAUUUACUCCUGACAUACAUUCGACCUAAUAGUUACAGUUUUAGUUGUCUAUUCUCGAAUAUUGCGUAUAAAUUUAAUUUUAUGGUCUGAAUUGUAAUUUUAAUUCUAAAGAAAUUAUAUGAGAUUAUUGCGCAUGUCUAGCCUGGUAGCUCUCCUCCAGCCAAGUCGAUUGUUUCAUUUGCCGAACGUUAGAGCUGCGCACUGUAAAGUAACAAUUAAUGUCGUCAACGAUGAACAGAAGAAGUUGUUUGUAUAGUCUACUAUAUUUCGAUAACAAUCAAUCAACAAUCAAUAAACAAUUGAUUACUGAAAAGUUAGCUAAUACGUCUGAAACAUCAAUAUCGUCAAUAAUCUUGUAUAAUAACUUUCGCAAGUUUAGAAAUAUUAACUUGCAAGUGUUAAAAUAGACAUAUCAUAGGUUGCCAUUAUUAAGAAACAAAACAUGUUCAGCUAUUGUUUGUAAUACAUUGUUGAAUAAUUCCUUUACUAACAUUUUCAAUCUGCUUUAUUAAUAGGAGAAGCGUUAGUUCUAAACAAGAAAUCUAACUUUGAAUAAUAAUAGUCUGCUUGUCGUUGACGAUAUUUAUUGUAAAAUCUGUACAUACGCAUAGCAAGGUAGACAAAAAUAACACACUAGUUUCGGUUAAGUUAUAUCGAACGUAGUAAUUCUCAACGUGGUGGAUAAUAUCCUUUUCCUUAUAAGGAACACUUGCGAGAUUAGUUUCAACUCCUGUGUUCUUUUAAAGAUUGUAUGGAAUUUUCAUAAACAAAAGCUAAUGUAAAAUAUCUUCCCGUCAGUGCAGAUCUAGUUCGAAUGUAUGUCCGACUGAAAGAAAAUUAUGGUGAUUGAAUAAAUCGGUAAAUAUUUAGUUUAUUGCGUGUAAGCGACUAAUUCUAUGUAUACGUUCGUACAUUUUUUCUACAAAUGUCGACAUACACAGUAUCAAGGUUCACUCUGUUUAUUGUAUUACAUACGAAUGCGUACAAAUGAAAUUACGAAUGAUUUUUACAAAUAAACUAAUUAGCAUAGACCUAAAAUAAGUUCAUAGUGAUACAAUGAAGAUAAAAAUUAAGAGAAAUUUAUGUUUACAGAAUCUUCUCUUGUUAAAAGCAUGAUCCCCUUUUAUGCAUUCGUCUUCCUAUCAAUUUUAAAUAUACUUUUGUCACAGACGUGUUGUGUGCGAUUAUACUGUGACAUAGCACAGCAAAAAUCGAUUAUAGAAUCUUGAAGUAACUUAGCUAAAAUCUGUACUAUAAGUAAUUAAAGAAAGUAAUUUAUAUUGAAAGUAUAUUAUUUCUCUUUUAUAAACGGUACCUACCUUUCAGAACACCAAUGAGCAUUUCAGCGUACAUGGUUUUUCAUUUAGAAUUAAUUAAUGUACUUUUUAUGUAGAUUCUGGUUUUCUUGGUUCAUCCUUCAUUACU
This is a messenger RNA of Hylaeus volcanicus, 6619 nucleotides long. Its product is annotated as neurotrimin-like. Bases 31 to 1416 code for a protein of 461 amino acids. NCBI's taxonomy places the organism in Eukaryota, Metazoa, Arthropoda, Insecta, Hymenoptera, Colletidae. Gene Ontology annotation, cellular component: neuron projection. The transcript has 10 exons. The record is from RefSeq and is a predicted model, not a curated record.